Adelges cooleyi (spruce gall adelgid) is the source of this 3011-nucleotide messenger RNA. Its product is annotated as zinc finger protein 883-like. The transcript has 4 exons. Bases 745 to 2619 code for a protein of 624 amino acids. The record is from RefSeq and is a predicted model, not a curated record. Lineage: Eukaryota; Metazoa; Arthropoda; Insecta; Hemiptera; Adelgidae.
UAACAGUUUAAUCAUAAGGAAAGUGACAUGUUUUUUCGCUUAUAAAAACAGUAAAUACAAAUUCUCUUGAGUUAGGCAAGUGAUUUAGGCACGCGUGGAAACGAUUAUUUAAAAGCGUGCACACAUAAUUUACAAUAAUAUAUUAUAUUAUAUAUGUCAAUUAAUACUAUAAAUAAAAAUAGUUUUAAUUUAUAUUUUAAAAUGAUUUUGUUAAUUUACCACUAAUCUGGUUGGUUGCCGUCAAUGAUUGAACAUUUAAUACCACCGAAGAACUGUUGAUUACAUAAUAUAUUUUUUUUUUUUUAAGUAGUUUGCAUAUUAUUAUAUUUAAUAAUAUAUGAAUUUGAGAAUCGAUUCUCCUGAUUAAAAAUUAAAAUAUGUUUCGUUCGGAUAGUCGGCUCAGUGGUUCCCAAAAUAAUACAAAUUAUGUUAACCUCACAGUCGCAGGCAUAGAUAAUAAAAACAUUAUUUUAUUGUUUUUAUUAUCAUUUAUCUAUUGAGCAUGGUCUCACUUCAAGACUCCCCAUUACCCAAGUCUUAAUGUAACUCCAAUAUACAAACAAAAUUAUAUUGCGUGUGGUCGUAUUAAAAAGUUUUCGGUUUUAUUGCUGUUGAUUUAUAUCAAGAAAUCAGAACCCUGACCAGUGGUCUCGUAGCUGUUUAAAUAUUUACGGCUUACGGAAUCUGAUGGUAUGAUAAACAAACAAAAAAAUAAUUACCAGUUUCAGAGAAACUUGCAACAAAAUGAGUGUCCAUGUCGAAGUAGAUUUAGUAAAUGGAUAUAUUUUUGAGUCUGAAAUAGAAGUGGAAAAAAAUGUACUUUUCGACGAAAUACAGCCAUUUGUCUGCGAUGUAUGUAAGAAAUCUUUUAAUACCAAAAAGAUAAUAAGCCGACACAUAGCUCAAUCACAUAGUUCACACUCGAUAGCCCAGAAAAGCACAGGAAAACAAGUCAACAAAAAAACUUUUAUUGUUAACAGUACGAGUAAUGAAGCGAAUAAGAAAAUUAAUAAAUGUUUUUUGAAAUCGUGGAUGGAAACGGACAACAGUAAUCAAAUAACAACGAAGAAUAACGACAAAGUUUCAAAUGAAAAGCGGUUAUACCAAUGCGAUUUUUGUCAAACUUCGUAUAACACUAAAAAGCAAAUAACAUUACAUAUCAUAAAAUCCCACAAAACUUUAACUAACAAACUUGGCAAAAAAACCAACCCCAUGCAUCGCGAUAAGUAUGCUGAGCAAUUUGCCAAAAACAUCGGCCCACCCUACAAAUGUGGUAUAUGUUUAAAGGAAUUUACUUGUAAAGCAGGCCUCACAGUACACACACGAGUGCACACCAGAGAAAAGCCCUACAAAUGUGUUAUAUGCUUAAAGUCAUUCUCUCAUAGUAAUACCCUUGCACUACACCUACGCAUGCACACCGGAGAAAAGCCCUACACGUGUGAUCUGUGCUCAAAGUCAUUUUCUUACAGUAGUAGCAUCAGAGAACACAAACGAAUGCACACCGGAGAAAAGCCUUAUAAAUGCAAACUUUGCUUAAUGUCUUUUACUCGAAAAUCCAGCGUCAAAACGCACAAACGACGCGUACACACUACAAACGUACAACUAAAACCCUACAAGUGUGAUUUAUGCUUCAAGUCAUUUUCUGAAAAAAGCUACCUCGCAGCACACAAACUUGUGCACACUGGUAAAAAGCCCUACAAAUGUGCAUUGUGCCUAAAGUCUUUUAUGUUUAAAAGAAACCUUGCAUCACACUUGCGCGUGCACACUGGUGAAAAGCCCUACAAAUGUGAUGUGUGCUUGAAGUCAUUUUCUGGGAACUCAACACUCAAAAUACACAAUCGCAUACAUACAGGCGAGAAGCCUUACAAAUGUACGGUGUGCAUAAAGUCGUUUACUUUUCGUUCAUCCUUAAUAGCCCAUGAACGCUUUCACUCUGGUGAAAAGCCCUACACGUGUGAUCUGUGCUCAAAGUCAUUUUCUCAUAAUGUCCUUGCGGUACACAAACGCACGCACACCGGAGAAAAGCCUUACAAGUGUGACGUGUGCUUGAAGACAUUUUCUCAAAAACCCCAUCUCACACAACACAAACGCAUGCACACCGGGGAAAAGCCCUACACGUGUGUUGUAUGCCUAAAGACUUUUUCUGGAAAAUCUCAACUCACAAGUCACCAACGUGUGCACACUGGUGAAAAGCCAUUUAAUUGUGAUGUGUGCUUGAAGUCAUUUUCUUAUAGUGGUGGCCUCGCACUACACAAACGCGUGCACACCGGGGAAAAGCCUUACAAAUGUGAUGUAUGCUUAAGAUAUUUUGCUGAGAAAAAAACACUUACAAUACACAAACGCGUGCACACCGGAGAAAAGCCUUACAAGUGUGACGAGUGCUUUAAGUCAUUUUCUCAAAAACCCCAUCUCACACAACACAAACGCCUGCACACUGGUGAAAAGCCUUACAAAUGUGAUGUAUGUUUAAGACCAUUCACUCAAGGCUCCGAUCUCACAAAACACAAACGUAUACAUACUGGCGAAAAGCCCUACAAAUGUGAUAUAUGCUUAAAGUCAUUCAAUCAAAAAUCUCCUCUUACAGUACACAAACGGUUGCACACAGGUGACAAGCCCUAAAAAUGUUGAAAUAUUUUCUUCAAAACUAAUUCAUCACAUUAGUUAUAAUUUCACAAUUGCGUAGAUGCCGAUAAAUAGCUAUAGUAUGUGUACUUAUAAUAUUUUUCUCAAAAAUCUAAUCUUGUAUAACAUAGCUGGGUGCACAGUCAACAAUUCAUUAUAGUUGUUUAACAAUUUGGCAUAUUUUAUAUUCUUUGGAUUAUAUUUUUAUUUCAUUUUAUUUAUGUUCUUUAAUUUUUUUUUACUAAAUGAUUUUAGAUCAUUAGAUAUUCAAGCGAUAUGUUAAAUAAAUAUUUUACAAAAAUGGUUAUUUAUCUGAAUGAUUAAGAUGUGACCCCACUUCACUCUGCGGACAUUUUGUUAGUGAUUGCUCACAUGACGUAUUAUUGAUA